ACUAAAAAGAAGAUUUUUACAGCACUGAAAUAUUGCAAGAAGAAGACAAGCAAUCACCUGCAUAAAAAGGAGAAAUAAUUGUCGAGAAAUGUUAAAGAGCUUAUAGUCUGGCUGGAAGCGUUGAAAUGAUUCGGGGCGACCAAUAGGAGCAUUUAGAGACCGUAUCCCCCCAACUCGCCUCCGCAGCAACGGGAGUCGGGACAAGGCCCUGUAAAAACACGGCAACACUGCGAAUUGUGACACACAGAAUCACACACUAGCGCAAAUACGGCGUAGAAAGUAGAAGCAACAAAAACAACGAGGAGCGGAGGCCAUCACCUGCUGGAAAAAUGGAGGCGGACGGGCUAACAAACGAGCAGACGGAGAAGGUGCUCCAAUUCCAGGAUCUCACCGGAAUCGAGGACAUGAACGUGUGCCGCGACGUUCUAAUCAGACACCAAUGGGAUCUCGAGGUGGCCUUCCAGGAACAACUAAAUAUCCGUGAAGGACGCCCCACCAUGUUCGCCGCUUCAACAGACGUGCGAGCGCCAGCUGUGAUCAACGAUCGCUUCCUACAGCAAGUGUUCUCGGCCAACAUGCCUGGCGGCCGGACAGUAAGCCGUAUUCCCAGUGGGCCAAUUCCCCGCAGUUUCACUGGACUUUUUGGAUAUGUGAUCAACCUCGUCUUUCAAUACUUCUACUCCACGCUAUCGAGUAUUGUAAGUGCAUUCAUCAAUAUAGGUGGUGGAAAUGAGCCACGACUGGUCACAGAUCCGCUAGGGGAUGUGAUGAAGUUUAUCCGGGAGUACUACGAAAGGUACCCGGAACACCCUGUCUUCUAUCAGGGCACUUAUGCCCAGGCUCUGAACGAUGCCAAGCAGGAGCUGCGCUUUUUGAUUGUUUACCUGCACAAGGAUCCCACAAAGAACCCCGACGUUGACUCGUUCUGCCGCGAGACGCUCUCCUCCAGAUCAGUGAUCGAUUAUAUCAACACACACACCCUAUUGUGGGGCUGUGACGUGGCCACUCCGGAGGGGUACCGUGUAAUGCAGUCCAUUACUGUUCGAAGCUAUCCACUAAUGGUGAUGAUUAGCCUGCGGGCGAAUCGCAUGAUGAUUGUUGGUCGCUUUGAGGGCGACUGCACGCCUGAGGAGUUGCUUCGCCGCCUGCAAUCUGUGGUGGCGGCCAAUGAAGUCUGGCUAAGUCAGGCGCGCGCGGACCGACUAGAAAGAAACUUUACGCAGACAUUGAGGCGCCAGCAGGAUGAGGCCUACGAGCAGAGCCUGCUGGCCGAUGAGGAGAAGGAGCGCCAGCGACAGCGGGAGCGAGAUGCUGUUCGGCAAGCGCAGGAGGCGGAGGAACGAGCCCAACGUGACGUGGAGCUGCGCAAGGAGGAGAUAGCCCGACAGAAGAUCGAGCUAGCGUCGUUGGUGCCAUCAGAGCCGCCGUCCGAUGCUGUGGGAGCCAUUGCCGUUGUCUUCAAGCUUCCCAGUGGGACCCGCCUCGAGCGGCGUUUCAAUCAAACUGAUUCUGUAAAGGACGUGUAUCAUUAUCUCUUUUGCCAUCCCGCUUCGCCGGAUGAGUUCGAGAUCACAACGAAUUUCCCGAAGCGGGUACUCUACUCGAAAGCUGACGUGGACGCCUCUGAGGGCGCCGCCAACGAGACGCUGAACAAGAGCCUCCAGGAUAUGGGACUGAAGAACCGAGAGGUGCUAUUCGUCAACGACCUGGAGGCGUAACCAGAAACUCGUGACCAGACCACCACCACCUAUACCACAUGAUAGAAUCGUCGUGUUAACCAGCUGCAGCGCAUUACCAAAACUUGAACCAAGUUUUAAGUAGUCGUAGUCAACGUCCAAGUCGGAGGAUGAACGGAAACGGAAAGAAACUAUUCCUAAUUUAUUCAUGAACAGUAAUAUAAAUAAUUGUUUAACAAUUUUAGGUUGAUUUUCUUGUAAUCUAUUCCCACCCACCCGUUUAUUCCACAUAACUCACACUCUCGAGCAUAAGUAAAAUCCUUUGCAGAACAAUUUUCGUAAGCCUCAUAUUUACUUUAAAAUUUUCAUAAGAUUUUUGUUAUGUUAGCUAUACUCUUAACAUCCCGUUAGCCGAAAUAGAAGCAGAUCUUAUUUUUUGACAAUGAUUUGAAAAUAAUCUGGAUAUGGUCGAAAUAAACAAACUGAAGUGUUAAUUCCUACUUUCUAAUGCAAACCCUAAAGAAUAAAAAUGGACUGCAAUCUUAUGUUUCAUU
Messenger RNA from Drosophila bipectinata, 2230 nucleotides. RefSeq names its product Fas-associated factor 2 (gene Faf2). Gene Ontology annotation, cellular component: endoplasmic reticulum. Gene Ontology annotation, molecular function: ubiquitin binding. The record is from RefSeq and is a predicted model, not a curated record. Lineage: Eukaryota; Metazoa; Arthropoda; Insecta; Diptera; Drosophilidae.